This is a messenger RNA of Betta splendens (Siamese fighting fish), 1513 nucleotides long. Its product is annotated as 5-hydroxytryptamine receptor 3A-like. Gene Ontology annotation, biological process: regulation of membrane potential; chemical synaptic transmission; nervous system process. Gene Ontology annotation, molecular function: extracellular ligand-gated monoatomic ion channel activity; transmembrane signaling receptor activity; neurotransmitter receptor activity. The record is from RefSeq and is a predicted model, not a curated record. The coding region runs from base 86 to 1513 and encodes 475 amino acids. Gene Ontology annotation, cellular component: synapse; neuron projection; membrane. The transcript has 9 exons. Lineage: Eukaryota; Metazoa; Chordata; Actinopteri; Anabantiformes; Osphronemidae.
UUACGUAGUUAAUGUCGCUGGUGAAACCCUCUACGCUUUGUAAUCAGACACACUUCACACCACAACGAUUCAACAAGUGCCUAAAAUGCCAGAGGUGAAGCUCACUCAGCUGCUCCUCAUCUGCUGCAUGCUGCACUGGGGUAACUGUACAUAUAAUGUGAAGUGUUCCAAGCCCAACCCUCAAAGCCUGAAUAAAGCACUUGGGGGCCUAUUCAAUGAUUCCCAAGUCUUUCCUGUUGGGAGGUUUUCUACACUUAAUGUAUCCAUCAAAAUCACCGUGGUGGCAAUUCUAGGAGUGAAUGAAAGGUCUCAAAUCCUGUCCACAGUCAUAUGGCAGGUCCUGCAGUGGAACAUAGGAGGACUGAGCUGGAACGAGACCACGUGUGGCACGAACAGAGUGUCUGUGCUUCGUGAAAACCUUUGGGUCCCUGACAUCUACAUCUCUGAGUUCACCGAAGAAGACAAAACUGCCUUCAAGCCUCCCUACGUCUACCUGAACAGCACGGGCUAUGUUUACGAUGACCAGCCACUGCUGGUGCAAAGCUCCUGUAAACUGGUGACCUACACAUUCCCCUUCGACAUCCAGAACUGCUCUCUGUCCUUCGGCUCCUACCUGCACUUUGAUACAGACAUCCAGAUGUUUCUAAGCUCCACGCGUGACCACAUCCUGAACGAAUCCAAGGAAGUGGUGCAGACUAAUGGAGAGUGGGAACUGGCAGACAUCUUUAUAGACGAUAAACACACAGUUGUGUUGGAAGUGGGAAACUACUCUCGUGUCCAGUUCUUUAUCGUUUUGAGACGCAGGCCGCUCGUCUACGUGGUGACUCUCCUGCUGCCCAGCUGUUUCCUCCUCGGUGUGGACCUCUUCAGCUUCCUGCUGCCUACUCAAAGCGUGGACCGCUGCUCAUUCAAGAUGACCCUCCUCCUGGGCUACACCGUCUUCCUGUUCACUGUGAGCGAACUGCUGCCCGUCACCGGGGGGAGCACGCCUCUCAUCAGCGUGUUCUUCUCCGUCAGCCUCGCUCUGAUGGUGGCCAGUCUGUUGGAGACCGUGUUGAUCACCAACCUCCAGAACAGCUCCAGCAAACAGGUCACGGCGCCUCAUUGGUUCAGGGUGCUCGUCUUACAAUACCUGUCUGUUGUUGUCUGCCUCUCAGAACAGAAAAGGAAAACCCUAAACUCUGUGUUUCACACCAAUUCUAAUAAAGACUCAUCCCUGAGUUGCACAAUCAGCCACACCUUGUCACAAGAGCUUCAAAGCGUGUCUGAUGAUUCAGAAAAAGACAGCAACCCGACUCUGGAAGAGCUGAGGAAGCUGAGGCAUGAGGUCAGGGCCAUCCGUGUCCAGGUGGACAAACACAGGGAGGAGAACAUCUCACAGGAGUGGGUAAUGAUCGGGCUGGUCCUCGACCGCCUGCUGUUCAGUUUGUACCUCGUCUUCAUCAGUGUCAGCUUUCUGGUCAUUGUAUUUGUCUGGAUCUGGAGCACCUCAUACUGUAUGCAAAAUGAAUAA